Formica exsecta is the source of this 1704-nucleotide messenger RNA. RefSeq lists its product as uncharacterized. The coding region runs from base 116 to 817 and encodes 233 amino acids. NCBI's taxonomy places the organism in Eukaryota, Metazoa, Arthropoda, Insecta, Hymenoptera, Formicidae. The transcript is spliced from 2 exons. The record is from RefSeq and is a predicted model, not a curated record.
GUCGUGUAUUCAUCCUCCCGUGUCGGUCUGUGAUUUCAAGAUUUCUCUGGAUACUUGAAAAUCUAUUCGACGAAUCGCGAUUGCAUAGAGCGACUCGAAAAAUGAAAGAAGAACAAUGUCGGGUCUCAAGGCGCCCGCGGGCUAUUCACGCACUAGCAAUGGAACCAAGCCGAAGAGCAGGAUUUGUCGAUUGAAAUCUUCUCGAUCGCUGAUACCCUCCCUAGCGGGAAAUAUCCCGGAAAAAACCUUGGAAGUAACCGAAUCCUCGUCAUCGAGCCCUAGCAGAUCAUCCACAUCGCCGCGAAGAACUUGUAGCGACCGAAAAUCGCCCAGAAGACCAUCGAUAGAAGAACGUCAACAGACGUAUCAUAGUCCUAAGCGUUCGCCGAGGAAAUUUUUACCGUUGUUGGAUGACGAUUCGUUUCAGGACGAGAUGGGUCUGGGACUCGAAGUGUCGUCGACCACAUCAACAUGCGUCGGCGAAAGAUCUGGUAUGUCCUUCCUGGAGUUCGAGACUCUAUAUACCUUGGAAAAGGAGAUGCUGAUGCAAUCGCGAUGCAAUCACGAUCCAGCGGCCCAGUUAAACGACAAGUGCAUGGUAACGGGAUGGUUUGGCGGUAGAAGAGGUGUCUAUACGGAACUUCCAGAUCCCUUGCUGUGCCAUCGCAUGUGUAUGUGUGAUGCAGUUACACCUGUCUCCAGCUCGCAGGCGCCAACAGAAGGAUUCAGCUUUGCACCUGGAUGGUCUUUAAAUGCAGAUCAUUUUUAUCAGUGGCAACAUCGCGGAAAAACUACACAGCAGGUAGUUCGUGAUUAGUUUUGAAUACUAGAUUUACUUCGAAUACUAGAUGUUUUAAUUAAGACUUUGCCAAAGAAACAUUAAUAGAAACAGGUACUGAAAACAGUAAUGAAGUAAUGUGUUAAUAACGGUAAUCAAUCGCGAUCAAGAUUCCCCGCAAUUAAAAAUAUUUUACUCAAAAGAAUAUUAACUCAUUUUAAAGAGAUUAAUAGAAAUAGAUAUUAGAAAUAAUAAAAUAAAAAUCACUAGAAAUAGUUUAUUUUUAAAUUACGUUGAUAUAUCUCUGUUAAAAUAUUUUCUUAUUUUGACACAGCUACGUAUACAAUGCUCAGUGCAUUGAAUCAGUGGUUACAAAUUUCUCUAUAAUACUUCUCCGUAAUAUUAAAGAGUACACUUCUUUAAUUACAUAAUUAUGCAUAAUUUAACUGAUUCGUAUUGAUAAAAAAUGAAAAGAAUCGAUGAGUUAUAUGUUAAAAAGCAUUCUUGUAAAUGUGGACGCACGCACCAGAUAUUAUUGAUGCACUCGAUUGUACAAUCAUUUUGUAAGAAUUAUUGGCAGCAAUUUAACAGCGAAAUUUAAUGAUCUAUUUAAAGGUUCUGCAAGCACAUGAAAUAUAAUUUAAUCAUAAUUAUUAAAUUAUGCUAAAUUGCAUAUUGGAAAGAGAAUUAUAUUUUAAAAUUGCAUUUAAAUUAAAUAAAUAUCACGUAUUUUGUUUUUGCAAAUCGAAUAGGCGAUAAAUUAUAUUCAAAGAGAGAUCGUAAUAUUGCAUUAUUAUUUAAUUAUAAUUAUUAAAUCAUAAAGUAUAUAUAAUGAAUUCUACAACAUUGAAUUAUGAAGGAUUAAAUCGCAUUAAAUUAUAUUUUGAUACGAAUCAAACGAUAAAUUAUAUGACUAUUAAGAAAAA